This is a messenger RNA of Melozone crissalis (California towhee), 1040 nucleotides long. RefSeq names its product acrosin-like. NCBI's taxonomy places the organism in Eukaryota, Metazoa, Chordata, Aves, Passeriformes, Passerellidae. Gene Ontology annotation, biological process: proteolysis. The coding region runs from base 84 to 1040 and encodes 318 amino acids. The record is from RefSeq and is a predicted model, not a curated record. Gene Ontology annotation, molecular function: serine-type endopeptidase activity. The transcript is spliced from 5 exons.
UCAUCCCCGGCCCGGCGGGACCCUCGGGACCGGGGGGGACCCGCGGGGAGCCUCGGGCGCUGCCGCUGUGCCCUGGCCCAGCCAUGGCUCCGCUCUGGCUCCUGCUGCUCCUGCUGGCAGCGCCCGCCCGCGCCACCUGGGACUCGUGCGACGGAACGUGCGGUCUCCAGCCCAUGGCCGAGGAGUUCGGCGGCGGCUCCGGGCCGGUUCCCGGGGCCUGGCCGGGGCUGGCGAGCAUCCAGGACCCGCUGCGGGCCGGCAGCGGCCACGUCUGCGGCGGGAGCCUGAUCGCGCCCGGCUGGCUGCUGACCGCGGCGCGCUGCCUGCCCCGGAACGUCACCGCCUGCCGGGUGGUUCUGGGCGCCGCCGACCUGAGCGACCCCGGGCCCGAGGCUCAGGUGCGGCGGGUGCGGCGGGCGCGGCUGCACCCGGGGCUGGACGUGGCGCUGCUGCAGCUGCAGCCGCCGGCGCGGUGCAGCGACUUCGUGCAGCUGGGCUGCGUCAGCCGGGCCGCGGAGCGGCGGGGCACGGAGGGCAUCGGGCCGUGCUACACCGCGGGGUGGGCACCGCUGGCCGGCACAGCCCCGCCCCGGGAGGUGAUGCGGGAGGCGCAGGUGCGGCUGCUCCCGCCCGAGCUCUGCGACAGCGCCGGGAGCGCGGCCCCGCCCCAGGUGUGCGCGGAGCGCCCGCGGGGCGGCUCAGACACCUGCCAGGGUGACCCGGGCGCGCCCCUCGUGUGCCGGUUCCGGGGCUCGGGCCCGUUCUGGCUCCUCGGUGUCACCGCCAGCGGCCGCGGCUGCGUCUUCACGCCGGCCUGGCUCUUCAGCCGCUGGAUCCUGCGGCAGCUGGAGAGCCCCGAGCCCAUCGACACCUUCGCGAGCACCGGCAGGAGCACCGGCGGCAGCGCCGGGAGCAACGGGAGCGCCGAGAGCAGCGGCGGGAGCGGCCCGGGGCUCGAAGAGCCGAGCGCGGUGCUGCUGCGGUUCUUCUCCGUGAUGCGGGACCUGAUCCGCUUCCUGCGGGACACCGCGGGCGGCUGA